This is a messenger RNA of Gastrolobium bilobum, 954 nucleotides long. Its product is annotated as probable carboxylesterase 17. NCBI's taxonomy places the organism in Eukaryota, Viridiplantae, Streptophyta, Magnoliopsida, Fabales, Fabaceae. Gene Ontology annotation, molecular function: hydrolase activity. Bases 1 to 939 code for a protein of 312 amino acids. The record is from RefSeq and is a predicted model, not a curated record. The transcript has a single exon.
AUGUCUUUAAUAGCAGAAGCACCAGACUUUCUUCAAGUAUAUUCUGAUGGUAUUGUGAAACGCUUUGACCCUGAAACUGCACCAGCCUCUUUAGAUUCAUCAUCCAAUGGAUACAAGUCCAAAGAUGUGAUCAUUGACCCAUCAAAACCCAUCACUGGUAGGCUCUUCAUUCCUGAUUCUCCCAACACCAUCUCAGAGAAAAAGCUACCCCUCUUGGUUUAUUUCCAUGGUGGUGGCUUUUGCAUUGGCUCCACCACAUGGCUUGGCUACCAUCAUUUCCUUGGUGAUUUCUCUGUCACAUCCCAAUCCAUUGUUCUUUCUGUUGAUUACCGUUUGGCUCCAGAGCAUCGCCUUCCCAUUGCUUAUGAAGAUUGUUACACCUCACUUCAAUGGCUUGGUGAUCAAGUAACCUCUGAACCCUUGCUUCAAAAAGCUGACAUAUCAAGGGUUUUUCUCUCUGGGGACAGUGCUGGAGGUAACAUUGUGCAUCAUGUUGCUUUGAAGGCCAUUCAGAAUAAUGGGUGUCCUUUGAAAAUCAAAGGGUUAAUGCCUAUACAUCCUUACUUUGGGAGUGAGAAUAGGACUGAGAAAGAGAUGGGGGAUGAGGGUGCUGGAGAUGUAGCCAUGAAUGACAUGUUUUGGAGGCUAAGUAUACCUGAAGGCUCAAACCGUGACUAUUUUGGUUGUAAUUUUGAGAAAGCAAACUUGUCUGAAAGUGUAUGGUCUAAAUUCCCAGCUAUUGAGGUUUAUGUUGCUGGCAGUGACUUUUUGAAGGAAAGGGGAGUCAUGUAUGCAGAGUUUAUGCAGAAGAAAGGGGUAAAUGAGGUGAAGCUUGUGGAGGCUAAGGAAGAGAAACAUGUGUUUCAUGUAUUGGAUCCAAAAUCUAAUGCAACUCGCUUGCUUCAGAGCCAGAUGAGCCAGUUCAUGCAGAGAUAUUAGCAUCAAAUGUGGCUA